This is a messenger RNA of Bipolaris maydis ATCC 48331, 396 nucleotides long. Its product is annotated as cytochrome P450. The record is from RefSeq and is a predicted model, not a curated record. Lineage: Eukaryota; Fungi; Ascomycota; Dothideomycetes; Pleosporales; Pleosporaceae. Gene Ontology annotation, molecular function: oxidoreductase activity, acting on paired donors, with incorporation or reduction of molecular oxygen; heme binding; iron ion binding.
AUGUUGCAUUUAGCAAGCAAUCCCCGCCAUGUUGAAGACUUGCGAAAGGAGAUUAUUGAGGUGCUCACUGCCGACGGCCUGAGCAAGGCAGCACUCUCCAACCUAAAGCUCAUGGACAGUGCUCUAAAGGAAACCCAACGACUUACCCCAGUUAGCUACUUAUCAAUGAAAAGGAUUGCAGCAGAAAAGGUCACGCUCGCGGAUGGCACGGUCAUCAACAAAGGUGAUUACACAGUUGUAAACGGUAAAAACAUGGCCGACCCGCCAAUUUGGCCCGAAUCAGAAAGUCCCGAUCACAUGGGAUUCGGCCAUGAGGAUCAAGCGUGCCCUGGCUGUUUCUUCGCUGCCAACGAGCUCAAGAUUGCAAUGUGUCAUCUUUUGCUAAAGUAUGACUGA